Messenger RNA from Fonticula alba, 2191 nucleotides. RefSeq lists its product as hypothetical. Lineage: Eukaryota; Rotosphaerida; Fonticulaceae. Gene Ontology annotation, biological process: autophagy of mitochondrion; protein lipidation; nucleophagy. Bases 50 to 2191 code for a protein of 713 amino acids. Gene Ontology annotation, cellular component: extrinsic component of membrane; cytosol; phagophore assembly site membrane. The record is from RefSeq and is a predicted model, not a curated record. The transcript is spliced from 7 exons. Gene Ontology annotation, molecular function: phosphatidylinositol-3-phosphate binding; phosphatidylinositol-3,5-bisphosphate binding; protein binding.
CCCCCCUGUUUUCCCCCUCUGCGCCUGUUAAUUCCCGUCUGCCUCAAUCAUGAGCACGCUGCCCGCCCGGCAUCCCCAGGCCGAGCCGGGGAGGGCCGUCCUCGGCGUUGGUCGUCCUCCUGGUGUCUUGAGCCAGGGCUUCCCGCUGGCCAUGUCCUUUAGCGAUGACACUCAAUGCCUUGUGGUCGGCUUUUCCAAGGGUCUGGCAGUAUAUCAAUCACACCCACUCCGUCCCCUGUCCUUCGUUCGCGUCAUCGGCGGGGUGGCUGUCGCGGCCAUGCGCGGGUCCGGGUCACCUGUGGUUGCGGUGGCCGGCGCCGCCGACCCCGACGCCGCCACAGAUGUAGCCGAGCAAAGUGGCCUGCCAGCCUGCUCUGUGGCCUCCUUCAGCUACACCUCCUCCCCCCGACGCGUGCUCAUCUUGGACUUGAGUAGGCCCAAUUCCCCCCCGCUCGCGGAUAUUCCCAUGAAUUCCACCGUUCGGUCGCUGGUCUUCUCCUCGCCCGACCAAUCGGGCCUGGACCCGGCCGAAGCGACGCCCCCUCUGCUGGCCAUCACCGUCGAGGAUGGCGUCCAUGUUUUCGAUCUCCGGCAGAAUUGCUUCGUCGUGACGGCCAUGACCCCAGUGUCGGAUGGCGCUCCUGUGGCGUUGGCCUCCCGUGGAGGCCGGUAUCCCCGACUGGUGUACCCCUGUGCACCGCUCUAUGUGGCCCUCUGCUUUGUGGAUACAACAGUGGCAGCGGCUCUCGGCGGGCCGCGGCUCAUGAGCAGCCCCCCGCCGGGCGACCGGCCGCGCAACAGCCGCGCCACCUCUCCCAUCCCUUCGACAUCGCCGGCCCAAAAUGCCGCCGCCGCCGCCGCCGCCACCACCGCGGCCGCCCUCAGCCUGCAGUCCAGCAUCAUGGCCGUGCCGUAUACCCUGCGGCCACAUCGGAAUACCCCAACGCGGGUUGUGGCCAUCAGCCCCUGCGGCCGACGUAUGGCCACCGCCUCCGAGAAGGGCACCCUCAUCCGGGUGUUCGACCUGCCGCCCGCUUCGUAUCUGGCACGGCCACCCCACUCCGGGGCCAGGCUCGACCCCGGCGCCGGGGCUUCUGCCCAGUCGGGCGUGGACCUUCGGUCAUUGCGUCCGCGGCUGGUGGCGCAACUCCGCCGAGGAAGUCGCCCGGCGCGGCUGUGCUCUCUGGCCUUUGGUACGGCGCCGGCGGCUGGACACCCGGCACGGGCGCUUCGCUGGCUGGCGGCCGCUUCGGCUGACAGUGCCAGUGUGCAUAUCUGGCGCCUGCCGCCGCUGUCGGAGUUCACCGGCUCCGUGGGCGCCGGCCAGGCGGCCAGGGCUGGGCGUGCGGAACCCCACUCCGAUGCCGGCCGGGUGUCCGGCCGCGCGGCCACCCCCCCUGCGCCCGAUGCCCAUCCGCCUCCGGGGAUGGAUGGUCAGGGGCCCAAGAAGAAGCAAGAGGCGGGUGCUCCUCGGCCGGGGGCCAAAUUGGCCGGCGACGCUCGGUCGCGUGCGGCGGCGGCCGCGGCGGCGGCGGCCCCCUACGGCCGUGCUGGCGACGAAGAGGAGGGGGAAGAGGAGGAGGAGGAUGACCUUGCGGACUUUGUGGAGAUGACCCUCGACGAGGAGGAUUUCAGUCUGCUCGAGCCGGCCGAGGACAUGGUGGUCAUCCCGCGCCAUCAUCACACCCCCUCAGCCGGGGGGGCAUUGUCCCUUGACACCACGGGGCAUGCCCAGGCCGGGGUUUGCUCCUCGGCCAGCGCCCCGGGGUCUCUCACGUACACCAGCCGCGAUGAGGAUGUCCCCCUGCUUGGUGACCAUCCGCUGCUGUAUCACAAUGCGCCGGCCCCGGAUGGGUCUGGCCUUUGGCGUUCGAUUGUCUCAUCCACCUCCUCGGUGUCCGGGUCUCUGGUGCCGCUGUACUUUCGCGAUGCAUUGACCAGUACCCGAGCAUCGGUGGUCCUUCGGCGCCCGGUCGGCUAUGACACCGGGCCCUGUGUCCUGGCGUUGGUGGAAACCAAUCUGGGCACGACACUGCACCUGGCCGCAUCGUCGCCUUUCGGCGGGGCAGUCCACUCAUACAACCUCCCGGCGGACUUGCAGGACCUUGGUCCACAAGCACUCGCCCAGCAGGCCGCCCAUCCAGAUGGUGUCCUCCCUUCAGUUACCGCCACCUUUGGCGUCCCCUGGUGA